AUAACGAACAAUGAUGAGCCUCUCUCUACCUUCUUCUCCCGCCAAAAUCCCUCUACCUUCUCCAAAACCCACUAACCACCCUUCCCGCCAAAAACCUCCAUCGUCAACAACCUUCAAACCCCAAAGCAGCAGCUUCUACUCCCUCAAGGACCGUCUGUUUCACCACCUCAAUGCGGGUCAUCUCCAGAAAGCAAUCUCGACCCUUGAUCAAAUGUCCCAACAAGGGACCCACCCAGACCUCAUCACUUACUCUCUCCUCCUCAAAUCCUGCAUCAGGUCACAUAAUUACCAACUGGGUCACCUCGUCCAUCAUCGUUUGACUCAGUCGGGACUCGAGCUUGACUCGGUCAUUUUGAACUCUUUAAUCAGUCUCUACUCAAAAUGUGGUGAUUGGCAACAAGCACAUGAAAUCUUUGAAAGUAUGGGAAAUAAGAGAGAUUUGGUGUCAUGGAGCGCAUUGAUUUCUUGUUAUGCUAAUAAUGAGAAAGAAUUUGAGGCUAUUAGUGCUUUUUUUAACAUGCUUGAAUGUGGGCUUUAUCCUAAUGAGUAUUGUUUUACAGGGGUUUUUCGGGCAUGUUCGAACAAAGAGAACAUUUCGCUUGGGGAAAUCAUUUUUGGGUUUUUGUUAAAAACUGGGUAUUUUGAGUCUGAUGUAUGUGUGGGUUGUGCUUUGAUUGAUAUGUUUGUGAAGGGGAAUGGUGAUUUGGAAUCUGCUUAUAAGGUGUUUGAUAGAAUGCCUGACAGAAACGUGGUUACUUGGACUUUGAUGAUAACUAGGUUUCAACAAUUGGGAUUUUCAAGAGAUGCUGUUGGUUUGUUUUUAGAUAUGGUUCUAAGUGGAUAUGUCCCGGAUAGGUUUACGUUAAGUGGGGUUGUUUCGGCUUGUGCUGAAAUGGGUUUGUUGUCGCUAGGGAGGCAAUUCCAUUGUUUGGUUAUGAAGUCAGGGUUGGAUUUGGAUGUUUGUGUUGGGUGUAGUUUGGUGGAUAUGUAUGCAAAGUGUGUGGCAGAUGGGUCUGUCGAUGAUGCUAGGAAAGUGUUUGAUAGGAUGCCAGUUCAUAAUGUUAUGUCUUGGACUGCAAUUAUCACGGGAUAUGUGCAGAGUGGAGGAUGUGAUAGGGAAGCAAUUGAACUCUUCUUGGAAAUGGUUCAGGGACAAGUUAAACCGAACCAUUUCACAUUUUCUAGCGUUCUCAAGGCAUGUGCAAAUCUUUCUGAUAUUUGGCUUGGUGAACAGGUUUAUGCACUUGUGGUUAAAUUGAGGCUUGCGUCAAUUAAUUGUGUUGGGAAUUCUCUUAUUAGCAUGUAUUCUCGGUGUGGUAACAUGGAAAAUGCUAGGAAAGCCUUUGAUGUUCUGUUUGAGAAGAAUUUGGUUUCUUAUAAUACGAUUGUUAAUGCAUAUGCCAAGAGUUUGAAUUCUGAAGAAGCAUUUGAACUGUUUAAUGAAAUUGAGGGUACAGGGACUGGGGUUAAUGCUUUCACGUUUGCUAGUCUCUUAAGUGGAGCUUCUAGCAUUGGAGCAAUUGGUAAGGGCGAGCAAAUCCAUGCUCGGAUACUGAAAUCAGGUUUUAAGUCAAACCUUCACAUCUGUAAUGCUCUGAUCUCCAUGUACUCUAGGUGUGGAAAUAUAGAAGCUGCUUUUCAAGUUUUUAAUGAGAUGGGAGAUGGCAAUGUUAUAUCCUGGACAUCAAUGAUCACAGGGUUUGCAAAACAUGGAUUUGCAACAAGAGCUCUGGAAACCUUCCAUAAAAUGCUAGAAGCAGGUGUGAGCCCAAAUGAGGUCACCUAUAUUGCUGUUUUAUCAGCUUGUAGUCAUGUGGGUUUGAUUUCUGAGGGAUUGAAACACUUCAAGUCAAUGAAGGUAGAACAUGGGAUUGUUCCGAGAAUGGAACAUUACGCAUGUGUGGUGGAUUUAUUGGGUCGAUCAGGACGUCUUGAAGAAGCAAUGGAGCUUGUUAACUCGAUGCCCUUCAAGGCCGAUGCCUUGGUCCUCCGUACAUUUCUUGGAGCAUGCCGAGUUCAUGGCAACAUGGAUCUCGGGAAACAUGCUGCGGAGAUGAUUCUUGAGCAGGAUCCAAAUGAUCCGGCAGCAUAUAUCCUGCUUUCGAACUUGCAUGCUUCAGCUGGUCAGUGGGAAGAGGUGGCUGAAAUCAGAAAGAAAAUGAAGGAGAGAAAUUUGACUAAAGAAGCUGGUUGUAGCUGGAUAGAAGUGGAAAACAAGGUGCACAAGUUCUAUGUUGGGGAUACUUCACACCCACAAGCACAAGAGAUUUAUGAUGAACUAGAUCAAUUGGCUUUAAAAAUAAAGGAAUUAGGCUAUAUUCCCAGCACAGAUUUUGUUCUUCAUGAUGUGGAAGAAGAACAGAAGGAGCAAUACUUGUUCCAGCACAGUGAGAAAAUUGCUGUUGCAUAUGGUUUUAUAAGCACAUCCACAUCAAGACCUAUAAGGGUGUUCAAAAAUCUUCGCGUCUGUGGAGAUUGUCACACCGCAUUCAAAUACUUCUCCAUUGUCAGAAGGAAAGAAAUAGUGUUAAGGGAUGCCAAUAGAUUUCAUCAUUUCAAGGAUGGAACCUGCUCCUGCAAUGAUUACUGGUAAAUGUAAUCACAUUGUUUGACAGAAAGUUAUUGACAACUCAAUGUAGUAUACGUUUGUUCAUUCAAGAAAGCUACAAGGAGAUUCCAUUUGCCAUUUGUUGACUGGCCUGGGAUUUGUAAACUUACUAGUUAUGUUCUUGAUAAAAAUUCUUCAACUGCUAAUCUUCAUGGAUGGAUAAGCAGAGCUUAUGAAGAAAUAAAAAAAACAUGACCGUUUUAAGGAGUAACAAAGUUAGAAGAAGGUUUAAUAACAGUAAACAUCCCCCAAUAUUCUCAUUGAUAAUAUUGUAUUUUUCAUUGUA
Molecule: messenger RNA, 2894 nt
Organism: Populus nigra (black poplar)
Lineage: Eukaryota; Viridiplantae; Streptophyta; Magnoliopsida; Malpighiales; Salicaceae
Product: pentatricopeptide repeat-containing protein At3g49170, chloroplastic
Exons: 1
Coding region: 11-2593 (860 amino acids)
Biological process (GO): RNA modification
Molecular function (GO): zinc ion binding; RNA binding; protein binding
Source: RefSeq, a predicted model, not a curated record